AUGUGGCUUCAAGCGGCGCUUUUGCUCGCUGCAUGCGUGUCCCCAGCUACAGCAAUAUAUCCUGAUGAAGUCAAUCAUAUUGACUUUCAUCAUGCCCUCCUCGGUGCCCCCUCCCCCGAUUCGACCUUCUUCCUAAAGCCUCCCUCCUCCUCCAAUGCAUCUCUCUUGUACACCAUCUCAGACAAGUCAAUUUUGGGCGCAGUAAACCCUCGGGAUGGCUCAUUACUCUGGCGUCACAAUCUCUCGUCGGAUUCUUCGACCGGCGCUAGUAUUUUGCGUGGGUUGGAUGGGAACAACGCCAUCGUCAGUGCUGCUGGUGGCUACAUCUCGUCGUGGAGCCCCCAAGACGGGAAAUUGAUCUGGCAAAGCGCUCCCUUAGGGGGCGCUGUGACCGACUUGGAAUUGUUAGAGCUAGAUGAUGCUAGCUCCACCGCCGGUGCCAGAGAUGCCCUUGUGCUAGUAGCUAGCGAGGGUGUGGGCAUCGUGAAACGGUUGGAUGGUCAAUCCGGACAGACAACAUGGGAGUAUAAAGAUAACAGCGGGGAUGUUCCGUUCCAGGUGUCAUCUUCACCGACGCAGGUGUUCUACAUUUCACUCCAGUCGGCCUUGCGCAAGGGCUAUAAGAUCAAGGUCACUGCUCUGGACUCUCUUACCGGUCGCCAGACUCUCCAGUACACCCUGAACUCCGAUAAUGACGUUACCUCCCCGGAAUCCGUCCUCUACGUGGGCGCCAACACCGCUUCACCCCUCAUUGUCUGGGCGGAUAAGUCGCAAAAGACCCUCAAGGUCAAUGUCAUUGGUACCAAGCAGGUCAGCUUGCUUAGUAUCGACAACACCUCUGGCAAGGAGCUGCAAAAGAUCACGGUCCACGCUCCUCAUAAACUCAAUUCUCUCCCGCAUUUCUUGGUCCAUUACAAGACGGACGAUGGAGCAUGGGCUGAGGUCUUCCAUGUUGAUUUGACGUCGGCAGUUGCGACUACAGCCUAUCGGCUGCCUUAUAUACAGGGGCAGUCCGUGAUUGCAACAAACAACAUUGAUGCGAAUGUCUACUUUACUCGCAUCACUGACUCGGAAGUAAUUGUGGUCUCCUCCGCCUCCCACGGCAUCCUGGGUCGCUGGAAUGUGGACACUGAGUCUCCAGACCGCUCAACUCAUGCAGUAGCUGAGGUCAUCAGCAAGGGAAGCACGGUAGCUGUUCGGUCUGUACUUCUGCGGGAGUCUGGAGCUUGGCAACUCAUCCGAAACAGCCAGAUUGAGUGGACUCGGCACGAAGCCCUGAUCGACACUGUCGCGGCUGUGUGGGCUGAAUUUGAGGCUCAAGAAGAUUUGGUGCAUGAACUGGAGGUGGAGGGCCAUGAAAGCUUGACCGGUGCCUAUAUUCACCGUGUCAAGCGUCAUAUUCGAGACCUCGAGCACCUCCCUGAUUGGCUGAAAACACUUCCCAGCCGUAUCCUUAGCAGUAUUCUGAAUGAUGAGGCUACUAACCUGAACCACUUCGGUGUCUCCAAGCCAGUGGUUGUUGCUACCAGCAAUGGCCGCGUCUAUGCCUUGGAUACUGGCAAUCAAGGUGCGGUCAUGUGGAGCACUAAAGUGGUGGAGACAUCGGAAUGGGAUGUGAAGGCUAUCCUGACUCAGCCAGGAUUGGCUACAAUUUAUCCUAGUGAUGGAAGCUCUGUCACUCUCAACGUCUUCACGGGUGAGAUCAUCAGCCAAUCCGAAAGCAAGGACAAAGAUACUAAAUUUGGGUAUGUUGCCUCAUUCGACAACGCGGUUGUGGUGGGUAUCAACACCGAUGGCACCCCAGCUACUUCCUUUGAUGAAUUGGCCAAGUUCCUGGUGACUACCAGCGCCGACGGCCGAGUUCUUGGCUGGAAUGGGAAGGAUCACAAGGUUCCAGUGUGGGAGUUUGUGCCCCCCUCAGGUCAGAAACUCAUCCAUGCCACCGCCCGUCCUGUGCACGAUCCAGUUGCAUCGAUUGGUAAGGUUCUUGGAGAUCGAUCCGUCCUAUACAAGUACCUGGUCCCUAAUCUGGCACUCAUUACCGCUGUGAACGAAAAGGAUCACACCGCUAGCUUUUAUCUGUUGGACGGAGUGUCUGGAAAGGUGCUCUACGCAACAACCCAGGCCGGUGUAGACACAACCCAGCCCAUUGCCUCUACAAUUUCCGAGAAUUGGUUUGCCUACUCUUUCUUCGGCGACGUCGUCGACGAGUCCUCCGCCAAGGGCUACCAACUCGUGAUCUCCGAGCUCUACGAAUCGUUGAGUGUCAACGAUCGUGGUCCUUUGGGAGCAGCUGCAAACUAUUCCAGCCUAGACAGCCUCCCGCUCCCCCACGUUAUUUCCCAGUCCUUUAUCAUUCCCGAGCCCAUUUCCCACAUGGCUGUCACCCAGACUCGCCAGGGCAUCACGACCCGUCUCCUCAUUUGCAGUCUUCCAGAGACUAACGCGAUUGUCGCUAUCCCCCGUCCCGUUUUGGACACUCGGCGCCCUGUUGGUCGUGACCCCAACGCCGCCGAGACUGAGGAGGGACUGUUUCGCUAUGCCCCCUACCUCGAGUUUGAAGGCAGGUGGUAUCUCACGCACUCGCGUGAUGUCGCUGGCAUCAAGACUGUCUUGUCCCACCCCACCCUCCUGGAGAGUACCAGUCUUGUCUUUGCCUUUGGAAGUGAUCUCUACGGUACCCGAUCGACACCCAGCCAGGCGUUCGACGUAUUGGGCAAGAGCUUCUCAAGAUUGCAGCUUGUGUUGACAGUGGUUGCACUGACGGGUGGAGUCGCAUUCUUGGCCCCGAUGGUUCGGAAAAAGCAGGUCAACAUGUUGUGGAAAUAG
Molecule: messenger RNA, 2829 nt
Organism: Penicillium taxi
Lineage: Eukaryota; Fungi; Ascomycota; Eurotiomycetes; Eurotiales; Aspergillaceae
Exons: 3
Coding region: 1-2829 (942 amino acids)
Biological process (GO): protein folding in endoplasmic reticulum
Cellular component (GO): EMC complex
Molecular function (GO): protein binding
Source: RefSeq, a predicted model, not a curated record